AUGGCCUCUAUUCGCGUUCUUUCCUUCGAUGCUGAGGGCCGUCCCGUGCAGUUCACUUCCUGGCUCGACGACCUGCAGUUGUAUCUUAUGAGCAAUAGCACGGACCACAUCUCCCUCUAUGACUACGCGUCUGGUGCUGCCGCUGCUCCUGCUGCCACAGCCGAGCUUAGUGUACGUUCACAGUGGCAGACUCGUGACGCUGCAGCUCGCCUGGCUAUUCGCAGUCACCUGCCGUUAGCUGAGCUAGAGCACUUUGGCGACUGCAAAACCGCUAAAGCCCUAUACGACGCUGUCGUUGCUCGCUACUCCUCACCUGCCACAGCCGAGCUUAGCCGUCUCAUGCUGCCUUACCUGUUCCCUGACCUGUCCACCUUUGCUACAGUCGCCGAUCUUAUCACCCACCUUCGCACUAGUGAUGCUCGCCUGCGUGCCGCCCUUCCCACCGAGUUCUGCGCUAAGAACCCCCCUCCCCUGUACUGGGCACUCCACUUCAUAGUCACCCGUCUCCCUGACACCCUCAGCUCAGUGCGCGACUAUUUCCUUGCUCGCUGUCCCACUGAGCUCACUGUCGCCCUCCUAGAGGAGAAGCUGCUAGCAGCCGAGAAGAGCAUUGUAGCUGUAGGUGCUGCUCGCGGCGCUCCUCGCACCCCCAUCUUUGAGGGGUGCUCUCCCUCUCCCCUCGCUCCCUCCUAUGCUACUGCUGCUGCUGUUGACUUCCUUGGUGCUGAGUCUGCUGGCGCUGCUUCUGCUCCUGGUGGGAGGCGCCGCACCGGCAAGGGCAAGGGGGGCAAGGGUGGCGGGGGUGGCGCUGGGGGGGGAGGGGGUGGGGGUGGCGCUGGGGGGGGAGGGGGUGGGGGAGGUGGGGGGGGAGGCGGUGCUGGAGGGAGCGGUGGCGGGAGUGCCGGUGGGAGUGGGGCCGGCGGCGGAGGCGGGGGCGGCGGCGGGAGCAGUGGCGGUGGUGGCAGCGGCGGCAGUGGCGGCGGUGGCGGUAGUGGCGGUGGCGGUGGCGGUGGUGGCGGUCGGAGCGGAGGUAGUGGCGGCGGUGGAGGUCGGAGUGGAGGCACCGGCUCGGGCCAGAGCUCCCAGCAGCAGCAGCGUCCCCAGACGACCCAGCAGCUUCGUGAGUGGCUUGCUCAGCGUGGGACGUCGGGGGGCAGUGGCCGCUGUUCCUAUGUCAUUCGCACAGGUGAUCGCAAGGGGCAGACGUGUGGAAAGUUCCACACUCAGUACCGCUGCUUCUUCCGCCUUGACGACGCUUGGCGUGAGGAGAUGGGCGAGGAUGUUGAGCGCCCUCGCUGGGCUGAGCUGAUGAGGGCUGGUGUUGAUAUCUUUGCUCUUGGCUCUGAUACCAUUCUCGUCAUGGCCCGCCUCGCACUACCGCAUUGGCUCGUAUCCUGCCUUAUGUGCCUUCCAGGACUCUUGCUUCUCCUCUGCGCGGCGCCUGUCACCAUGACGUCAGCGGCGUUCGAGGUCGCGGACGCGGAUAUCAAGAAAUUCGUUCCCAAAACCUCCUCGCAAUCAUCCUUCUACAGUGCUCUGGUGGUGUCGUCAUACGAAUCGCAGGGGACCGUGAUCGUGCAAAUGCCUGCCGACACGGACCUAUUCCCGGUGGUUCUCCGCGUGGUCAUGGCGGGAAGCGUCGACCCACCAACGGACGUAUCUCUCGAUGGCAUGUCUCUGGCAUCGGACGCCAGUCAGUGGAAGCUGGUCGCGCCGGGCGUGUGGGACCUGACUAGGAGUCUCGACUGGUCGACCAUUGCUCUAGGGAGCGUCUUGACUCAGUCAACGGCCGAAGUGUCGCACGCGGAUGUGAACGGCAACGCGGUGACCGCGUCGGGGUCGCUGGCUAAGAUCGGUGCCCUUGAUACUGGCACGCACGGAUGCUCUCCACCCCUCCCGUUGAAAUCCCCCUCAUGCACCCCUGAUGCUUCCCUCCCACGUGUCCCCAUCCCAUUCCGCCCUUCCCACGUGCCAGGCGUCGCAGUGCUGCCAUCCAUGGCAGGCGGUCGGUUCCAAGCCAUGUUCUCCGGCGCCGUGGUAGGGGGAGCCAAGAUCCGCAUCGCCACCAGCACCAACACCAAGGUCACUCUGGAGGUACACCGGGUGUUCACCAAGGGCGUGAACUCCAACUCAAAGGUCUCCCUGGCGGGUCAGGUCGGAGCUGACAAGUCGGCCCCUCUCGCCCUCGCAUGCCCUUCAUCGCAAACAUCAAGGGCGUGUUCACUUGCGCCAAGACCGUCGACGUGA
This is a messenger RNA of Closterium sp. Yama58-4, 2247 nucleotides long. Lineage: Eukaryota; Viridiplantae; Streptophyta; Zygnematophyceae; Desmidiales; Closteriaceae. The record is from the annotation of a GenBank genome assembly.